AUGUCUAAAUUACCCUUCUUUCUCCGAUUUGCUGCCAUCUUUUUCAUCUCCUCCUCUUCCUCCGCCGAUCAAACUCUCCACUCUCGCCACUUACUCCAUCAACCCUUUUUCCCGGUCACAACCGCCGCUCCACCACCGUAUCAACCACCCUCCUCUUCCCAACCUCCGUCGCCUUCACCACACACACAUCACCACCACAAGAAACAUCCGCCACCGCCACCUCACGAGAAACACCUUUUCUCCUCCGUCGCAACCCCUCCGCCUCCUCCGCCGUCUCAUCCCCAUCAAAACCCUUUUUUCCCUUCCUCCGACCCAUACUCACCCCCCGCUCAUCCCCCACCACACCCACCACCUCCUCCGGCCUCACUCCCGACUUUUCCCGCCAACAUAUCUUCUCUCCUCUUUCCGACUCACACCAACCCCUCCAAGUCUCACCACAACCGCCGCAUCGCCAAACUCGUCGCCAUAACCGUCUCCGUCGUCUCCGCCGCGGUUCUCCUCUCUCUGUUCGCCGUCUUCAUCAUCUUCCUCCGCCGAACACGCUACCGUCGCCGCUCCUCCCCUGCAGACGACACCAAAUCCGUCAGAUCAGACUCUCUCCAGCUCUUCAACGCCGCUCCUUCCGACGGCUCCCUCAAACACAAACAACACCACCAACAUCCACCCAAAUACGCUUCCUCCAACACUUCCUCCGAGUUUCUCUACUUAGGCACUCUAGUAAACUCCCGGAGCAACGGAUUAGACCAGCAGAAAUCUCCCAUCUCCGUCUCCGGCAGUGUCACCGGCGUUUUGGAAUUACCCGCUCCGGCUUCCUCGUCCUCUUCCUCUUCUUACUCACAGUCACAGUACAACAAGCUAGGCUCGCCGGAGCUCCGUCCUCUUCCUCCUCUACCAAAGAUCCCAUCUUUCACUCCCACUUACCAAAGCACUGAACAGUUAAACCCUAAAAGACAAGACUUUGACGGAGACGACAACGAAAACGACGAGUUUUACUCUCCCAGAGGAUCCUCCGGUCGUAAACAGAGCCCGACACGUGUCUUCGCUAGCUUAACGAACGAUUCCGGCGUUGAUCAGAUUGGCAGGAGUAGUAGCAUCAACGGCUCGAGCUCGUGUUCGCCGACUAAUUCCGCACCGUCGUCGACGAAUGGUUCUCCGGCGAUAAGUUUGAGACCUAAGUCGAUUAGUCCUCCGCUCUCGGUGCACAGCCGGAGCAGCUCAAACGACCGCGUUUUGAAGAAGCCUGGUCCAUCGAGACCACCUCCACCUCCUCCUCCUCCGCCGCAGUUCUGGGAUAUUCCGGCCACCGUAUCACCUUCGCCUCCAAGUGGGGAUUCUGAUCCGGAGAAGAAAGAGGAGACCUUGAAACCAAAGUUGAAGCCUUUACAUUGGGAUAAAGUCAGAGCAAGCUCGAGCCACUCUAUGGUGUGGGACCAAAUCAAAUCAAACUCUUUUCAAUUGAAUGAAGAAAUGAUUGAGACAUUGUUUAAGGCAAACGAUCCAAAUUCAAGAACAAGAGACGGCGGAAAUGCAGGUGUUGUUCAAUCUUCGAAUCAGUUUCUUGAUCCAAGAAAGUCCCACAACAUUGCUAUUUUGCUGAGGGCGCUUAACGUAACUGCUGAUGAAGUAUGCGAAGCUCUUGUAGAAGGCAACUCUGACACGUUAGGACCUGAGCUUCUAGAGUGUCUACUCAAGAUGGCACCCACCAAAGAAGAAGAGGAGAAGCUUAAAGAGCUUAGAGAAGAUGAUGAAUCAUCAUCUCCUUCCAAGAUUGGACCUGCAGAGAAAUUUCUCAAAGCAUUGCUUGACAUUCCUUUCGCUUUCAAGAGGAUCGAUGCAAUGCUCUACAUAGUCAACUUCGAAUCCGAAACCGAGUACCUUAAGAGAUCAUUCGACACACUCGAGGCUGCUUGUGGUGAGUUAAAGAACACUCGGAUGUUCUUGAAGCUACUCGAAGCGGUGCUCAAAACGGGGAACAGGAUGAACAUAGGAACCAAUAGAGGCGACGCGCACGCUUUCAAGCUUGACACGCUCUUGAAGCUUGUAGACAUCAAAGGCGCCGAUGGGAAGACCAACCUUUUGCAUUUUGUUGUUCAAGAAAUCAUAAAAUCCGAAGGAGCUCGGGUGGUUUCUUCUUCUCCGAACCAAAGCCCUGUGUCAGCAUUCCAAGACGAGCUAGAGCUGAAGAAACUUGGGUUGCAAGUUGUUUCAGGUCUCAGCUCUCAGCUGAUAAACGUCAAGAAAGGAGCUGCAAUGGAUACUGACUCACUCAGCUUAGAAACAUCGGAGAUAGCCAACGGGAUAACGAAAGUCAAGGAGGUGGUUGCUGAGGUGAAGCAAGAGACAGGUGUGGAGAGAUUCUUGGACUCGAUGGAGUCGUUCUUGAACAAAGCCGAGGAAGAGAUCACGGAGAUGCAGUCCCAUGGAAGCAAUGUGAUGAAGAUGGUUAAAGAGGUAACAGAGUACUUCCAUGGGAACUCGGAAACUCAUCCUUCUCGCAUUUUCGCGGUGGUCAGAGACUUUCUGACGAUUCUUGAUCAAGUGUGUAAAGAAGUCGGUCGUGUGAACGAGAGAACAGUGUACCGGUCCGUAGCGCCGUCGAACCAGACCGUCACGCCGCUUUUUCAAAGUGAAAACGAUUGA
This is a messenger RNA of Microthlaspi erraticum, 2640 nucleotides long. NCBI's taxonomy places the organism in Eukaryota, Viridiplantae, Streptophyta, Magnoliopsida, Brassicales, Brassicaceae. The record is from the annotation of a GenBank genome assembly.